UCGCUGUUGCUACUGAGAAGUGCUUGGCCCAGAUCUGUGAAGACGGAUAUUGGGAAACUGAGUACAGACCCUGGAAAGGCUUCAACUGUAAAAAUGUGCACCAGUUACGUCUUGAAGUGUCAUCAGCUGUAACAGACAUCCCAGAUCCCCAGACCAAAGCCAGGCAUCCCCGCUCCCAGGAACUGAAGGCCAUGGAGCUCUCUGAUGGUGACCGCCCCGUCAGCUUCGGCUCCACGUCGUCCUCCGCCUCUUCCAGGGACAGCCAUGGUUCCUUCGGCAGCAGAAUGACCUUAGUUUCAAACAGCCACUUGGGCUUGUUUCACCAAGACAAGGAAGCCGGGGCCAUAAAGCUGGAGCUGAUUCCGGCCAGGCCGCUCUCCAGCAGCGAGCUGCAGAGGGACAGCCCCGCUGGGCCGCAGGACGCAGACGGGGGCGGCGAAAGGCAGCCCCUGGCCCAGCGCAGAAUGGAGUCCAGCGGGGCCGCCCAGCCGGGUGCAGGGUCGGCCACCAGCCCCAAGCUCCUCUAUGUGGAUAGAGUUGUUCAGGAAAUUCUGGAGACUGAAAGGACUUAUGUGCAAGACUUAAAAAGCAUUGUGGAGGAUUACCUUGACUGCAUCAGGGACCAAACAAAACUUCCUCUGGGGACAGAAGAAAGAUCCGCCCUCUUUGGAAACAUACAGGACAUCUACCACUUCAACAGUGAACUUCUACAAGAUUUGGAAAACUGUGAAAAUGAUCCUGUGGCCAUAGCGGAAUGUUUUGUGUCCAAGAGUGAAGAGUUCCACAUUUACACGCAGUACUGCACUAACUAUCCAAGAUCCGUGGCUGUGCUCACAGAGUGCAUGAGGAACAAGGUGCUGGCUAAGUUCUUCAGGGAACGUCAGGAAACUUUGAAACACUCACUGCCCCUGGGGUCCUAUCUCUUGAAACCAGUUCAGCGGAUUCUCAAGUAUCAUCUCCUUUUACAUGAAAUAGAAAACCACCUUGACAAGGACACAGAAGGCUAUGAUGUGGUGCUUGAUGCUAUCGACACGAUGCAGCGAGUAGCCUGGCACAUCAAUGACAUGAAGAGGAAGCACGAACACGCGGUCCGGUUACAGGAGAUACAGAGUCUGCUCACGAACUGGAAGGGGCCAGACCUGACCAGCUACGGGGAACUGGUGCUCGAAGGAACCUUUCGCCUCCAGCGGGCCAAGAAUGAGCGGACGCUCUUCCUCUUUGACAAGCUGCUUCUCAUCACAAAGAAGAGAGAUGACACGUUUACGUACAAAGCCCAUAUCCUGUGUGGCAACCUCAUGCUCGUGGAAGUGAUUCCAAAGGAGCCGCUCAGCUUCAGCGUCUUCCACUAUAAGAACCCCAAGCUGCAGCACACGGUUCAGGCCAAAUCCCAGCAAGACAAGCGCCUGUGGGUUCUGCACCUGAAGAGGCUGAUCCUGGAGAACCACGCGGCAAAAAUUCCAGCUAAGGCCAAGCAAGCAAUACUUGAAAUGGAUGCCAUUCACUAUCCCGGUUUCUGCUACAGUCCUGAGGGAGAGGCUAAAGCAUUCUGUGGUUCUAAAGACGGUUCUGCUCCUUAUCGGCCGAGAAGAAAGUCCGAACCUUCCUCAAGAUCACACAAAGUUUUGAAGACCAGUGAAACAGCACAAGACAUCCAAAAGGUCUCCAGAGAGGAAGGCUCUCCCCAGCGGACCUCAACGGGACCAUCCCCCGCACAGAGGAAUAGUCAGCCAGGCAGUUCUGCCAUUCUCAGCGUGCUUCGUGGGGGCGGAGCCGCCCGAAACAUCUGGACGGACCACCAGAUCCGACAAGCCUUGUUUCCUAGUCGUCGGUCCCCUCAGGAAAAUGAGGAUGACGAAGAUGAUUAUCAGAUGUUUGUGCCCUCCUUCUCGUCCUCGGACCUGAACUCGGCCAGACUGUGUGAAGAUCCCACUUCCAGUCGCCCUUGCAGUUGGCACAUGGGACAGAUUGAAUCGGUAGAGACCACCAGCUCUGGCCACCGGGUUAUCAGGCGGGCCAGCAGUGCUGGUGAGAGCAACACAUGCCCUCCUGAAAUGAGAAUUAGGGACGGUGGUGGCUCUCAGUACAGCCCCCGGAGGGAACUGCAGAGUGACCCUAAAACCAAAGGGCAGGAAGGAAUGACUCCCUUUGGGUCAUCAAUAGAGUUGACUAUUGAUGAUAUAGACCAUGUCUAUGAUAACAUUAGUUAUGAGGACCUAAAACUAAUGGUUGCUAAACGGGAAGAGGCCGAAUCCACACCCCCUAAAACAGUCAGGGACUCUGUUCGCCCCAAAAGCACCCCAGAGCUGGCCUUCUCAAAGACGCAGGCCGACCAUGAGAAGACCUCUCUGCACACAAUGAGGGAUGGAGUGCUAACAGGUCAUCAGGCAUCAAACCAAAGCACGCAUGAAUCCCAGAUGGUUGAGGAAAACAUCUAUGACACGAUAGGGCUCCCAGAUCCACUCUCACUGGAGUUCAAAUGCAGCAGCCUGAAGCGGCCCAAGAGGAGUACCUUCUUGGGUCUGGAAGCCGACUUUGCGUGCUGUGACAGUCUGAGGCCCUUCAUGUCCCAGGACAGCCUCCAGCUCAGUGAGGAAGAAACCCCUUACCACCAGGGCCCCCCUGAUAAUGAUUACUUGAGUUUGCUCUAUAACUCUUUCAGCUGUAACCUGUCCGUAGCCGAUAAAUCGAUAUCCGAUAAACUGUCUGAAGAAGUAGAUGAAAUCUGGAAUGACCUAGAAAAUUACAUCAAGAAAAAUGAAGUCAAAGCUAGAGACCGGCUCCUGGCAGCAUUUCCCGUCAGCACAGAGGACGUGCCGGACAGGCUGUACUCCGAGAGCACACCUGAGCUGGGCAGAGACGUGGCACGUUCCGUGUCCACGCUAUCGCUUCCGGAGGGCCAUGCUUUCCUCACGCCGCUGAAAGACAAGCCUGGCAGACCUAGCCAGGCCAACUGCCCAUUUGAGGAAGACUUAAUUUCUAAAGAAGACUCCUUUAUGAGUCUUAAUCGCCUGUCUCUGGCCAGUGAAACACCUCCCACAGAAAAUCCCUAUGACUUGGCCAACAGCGGUCUGUCCCAAACAGACUUGGAAACCCCUGAGCCUGGGAUGGAUGUCACAGAUAAGACAAGAAGCAGGGUUUUUAUGAUGGCCAGGCAAUACAGUCAGAAGAUCAAGAAGGCAAAUCAACUUUUAAAAGUGAGAAGCCCAGAGUUGGAGCAGCCACCGGCCGGCCAGCAACAAAAGUCCACGCACAAAGACCUGGCUGCCAUCUUGGAAGAAAAGAAGCAAGGGGGUCCCGCCAUCGGAGCCAGGAUUGCUGAGUAUUCCCAAUUGUAUGACCAGAUUGUAUUCAGAGAGACUCCCUUUAAGCCCCAGAAGGACGGCUGGGCCAGCCCUCGAGACUCCUCCAACCUCAGGUCUACAUCAGCUCCCCAGUCCCAACAUGGCAGCGAGGAUUGGCUUUUGCAUUCAACCUACAGUAAUGGAGAGUUAGUGGAUUUCUGUUCCCGGCCAGAGCAAGACCUGAAGUCCAAACAUCCUACUUUAGAGAUCAGUAUGAAAAACAUUUCAAGACAGUUGUCCACAGCUUGCUCUGUGCCUUCUCUUCAAGCCUCCGACCCUCUGCUGGGCUCCUUACAGAGACACAGUGUGAUAGUCAGUCAGCCCGGCAAGGACAACUCCUACCAGGACCACCUCUACAACUCCUUGGGUCGGAGAGGAAUCAGUGCUAAAUCUCAGCCUUAUAACAGGUCCCAGUCAUCUUCCUCGAUCUUGAUAAACAAGUCCGUGGACUCCAUCAACUACCCUGGUGAAAUGGGAAAGAAACAGCUGCUGUCAUCACACAAAAGUUCAAGGUGUGAGAGUCACCAGGAUUUGCUGUCAGAUGUGGCCGGCUCGUGUCAACAGGGCACUGAAAAAUGCUCAGAUCUCACGCUCCAAGACUCCCAGAAGGUUCUGGUCGUAAAUAGAAAUUUGCCCUUAAAUGCUCAAAUAGCUACACAGAACUAUUUUUCCAAUUUCAAGGAGACUGAAGGAGACGAAGAUGACUAUGUGGAAAUAAAGUCAGAGGAAGAGGAGUCAGAAUUAGAGCCGUCUCACGGCCGUCGGAAGAAACCUGACCCAAAGAUGAUGGAUGCCAACUUUACCGAGAACACCUUCAGCAACAACACGUCUUACUCUUUGAACAGUCCGUGCUCUCCCAAAAAGCCAGUGAGCAACAAACUUGGGAUUUCACCGUACCUGACAUCCUACAACGAUUCGGACAAACUGAAUGACUAUCUCUGGAGGGGGCCAUCUCCCAACCAGCAAAAUAUUGUCCAGUCGCUGAGGGAAAAAUUUCAAUGUCUUAGUUCAAGCAGCUUUGCCUAACUUUCUUCAUAGAAGCCGCACAAACUCAUGUCGUAUGAUGCUCAUAGAUUACAGAUACUGAGAGGUGUUUUAUAUGUACCAGAUUAAAGACAAUUUUGUAAUAACCAGAAGUGUACACUAUGCUUUCUUCGACAGCACAACUUUUUGAAACGGCUGACAGUCCAGCCAGAAUUGUACUGUAUAGCCAACGUUAGCGCCUAAGUGUGUUCUCUGUUGCUGACUGUUUUCGUGUUUCACGUAAGUCAGUCUUACUUGAAAAUUUUUAGGCUUUUUUUUUUUUUAACAUGACGGCCAUGAUGCUUUCUCCCGUAUCCUGACAGUUGUGCCCAGACUUUCAGAAAUGCAAUACUCCUCUCGUGUUAUCCAGAAGGCACAAAUAGUUUUAUUCUAGGACCCAAAGACAGCAAGGAGGCUUUCACACAUGUUUUAAAAAUAAAGGAAACUAAAGCUGUUUAAAGGAUGAAGCUAGAGAUCUCUAAUUGGAGGAUGAAUCUGUAGCGCCCGUUUCACUCUGUAUCAGCAAUUUCUCUAUCAGGGUCACUCUACUGUAGACAUCGGGUAACUAUUGUAGAUGUUGGGUAACCAUCGUGCACUAGAAGGUAGCAAGACCAAUUCUGUGUAAGCAAAAAUCCUUACCUCUGUUCCUGGACAAGGUCUGGAGAAUGUGCUACCUUGUGUUUAUUUUUGAUGGCUGGAGUAAAAUAAAUGGUUCCGUCAAAUGUGUAAAGAAAACCAUAAGAAAAUAGAAAAGAUGGUUAUCUCCUCAUAUUACAGUUGAAGAGAAGGUGGAAAUAGAAUGCUGCAUGCUGUUUUUUUUGUAAUCAACCCAAAGUAAGCCAGGAGCUAAAGUAAAACACUUCAGCGUCACCCUUUCCAGAGCAGUUUUUCGUUUGUACUUUCCUGAGCUUCGUGUUCAGGCGCGUGACCUAAUCCCAGCCGCGAGGGUUUCUUUGGCUGCGGUGAAAUGUGUUCUCUAAACUAAGCGUUACCUGAGGGCCUUUUUUCGUUGUUUGAGAGAAAAGCGUCAUGGCUACUAAGCUCUGACUAAGCACCUCUUCGAGGCUGUCACGAUGGUCUUCAUGUAGCUGUGAGUUGUGACAUCACGUACGAAUAUACCACUUUAUGGAAGGGAAACUGAACCACAAAAGCAAGAUCUUGUGAGCGAAAAGCAAAAUCAAAGAAGUACAACAGAGAAGUGAAAGCAGAUCUAUCGCUCCGUUAUAACUGUGUUGUAGUUUAUUAAAGACUCCAGUCCAUGCAGGAAGAAUGUUUCCUUAAUCCACAUUCUCCUAUUCUCCUAGUCUCCUUUUAAGCAGUUUUACAUUCUGUAAUCCCUUCCCCGCCCACUCAGUGUUUAGUUUGAAAACUAUGUGUAGGAAAGGGAAUCUGGGCCUUUUAUCUGAAGCUAAGCAAUGAUACCAUCUAAACACAGUUCUUUUCCUCUUGAGUCCAAUGCCUCGCCUCCUUAAACAGUGAAACCUCAAAUGUGACCAUCCUUAUUUUACGAGCAGGUACCUAAAGCAUUCAUUUUUCCUUUGAAAUAACAGAAAAUAACCCAACUUACUUCCUUCUCUCUAUUCUUUCUUCUUAGAGCUUACAAAACAAAAUCCCUGUGGGAUAGCAUCGUUGUGGAAACAUUCCUUCUUUCACUGCCUUUUCUUUACACUUGAUAAGAGUUUUCAAGAGUCAGCAGUAUCAGAAAAGACAUGCCCUACAAGAAAGUAUGUUCUCAGACUCACUAGGGGGAUUUGUGUGUUUGCAAAACAAAGUGAUCUGAUUCUUCUUGUCCCUAGAAGGCAGUUUCCUAUUUUUGCUGUGCAGCGUGUAUGCCCCCCAGUUCUAUUUUGUCCAUAUGACUGCGGUGUCUUACUCUCAGAAAUUAUGAAUCUUCACACCAGUGUCCCAGUGCAUGGCUUUGAUGUCACCACUAGGAACACCCUCUGCUGCCCCAAGGUGGAUGUCGUGCUGUAUAAAAUGUCUGCGUGGUUGUCUUUAGGUUCUAGGAUAAAUCUUUAGCCUUAUCAAUUCCUUCUGUCAGCCAGGCUGCAGACUUUGAGAGCUGUGUGUAUAUAUAAUCAUGUUCGUGUUUUUCCUCAGAGUUACCAAUUAAAUGCUUCUGUUUAAAAUAGUUUCUUCUGGAAGUGGGGUAGGAUUGUACAUAAUUGGGGGGGGAAGUUAUAUGUACUUAAAGGUAUGUCAAGUUCUUGUUAGGCCUCUGUACUGAAGGUUCAGGUUUUUUGUCUUUUUUUUUUAAGUUCACUUUUCAACUACUCUUUGUGCAAAAAAAUGCAUCUAGGAAGACAUAGUUUAAAUAUUGUAUAUAAGAUAAUGAAAGUUAGUAAUGCUCAUUAUUUAAUAAAGUUUGUAAAGUACAAGGUAAA
Molecule: messenger RNA, 6748 nt
Organism: Suricata suricatta (meerkat)
Lineage: Eukaryota; Metazoa; Chordata; Mammalia; Carnivora; Herpestidae
Gene: PLEKHG1
Product: pleckstrin homology and RhoGEF domain containing G1
Exons: 17
Coding region: 192-4367 (1391 amino acids)
Molecular function (GO): guanyl-nucleotide exchange factor activity
Source: RefSeq, a predicted model, not a curated record